Messenger RNA from Racocetra persica, 192 nucleotides. The record is from the annotation of a GenBank genome assembly. NCBI's taxonomy places the organism in Eukaryota, Fungi, Glomeromycota, Glomeromycetes, Diversisporales, Gigasporaceae.
CUCAAUGCAAGAAUCAUGGAACUAGAACGGUCAGCAAAAGGAAAUGAAGAGCGAUUUGAAAAAUUGGAGCAAAAGCAAUGCAAUACUGUAGAUAGAUUAGAAAAUGGCGACAAUUCAUCUGAAGAUGAUUCUAAUUCAUUAUAUAAUGUAAAAACUGUUACAUUGGAAACGAAUCCGAAGAAUUCAACGGAG